Python bivittatus (Burmese python) is the source of this 3906-nucleotide messenger RNA. The record is from RefSeq and is a predicted model, not a curated record. NCBI's taxonomy places the organism in Eukaryota, Metazoa, Chordata, Lepidosauria, Squamata, Pythonidae.
CUCUUCCUCCAAGCGUUGAGCUGGGAGGAUGUUUGGUCUAAUGCUGGGGGAAGGGUACCUUUGUUGUUUUAUGGAUUGUUGUGAGCUACCUAGGGUCACUGUAUGAGAUAGACGGCCAUAUAAGUCCUGUAAGUAAAUAAAUGCCCCCAAAAUCUCCGGAAGAAGCAGAAAAGAAGGACCUUCUCAUUUUCACAGAACUGGGAGGGGCUGCUGAGGUCCUCGGGACCAGCCUCCAAGUUAAGGCUCUCCACGGAUGGCUGUCCACCCUUUGCUCAAGCACACCCAGUGAAGGGGAGCCCCCUCCCCGCCCAGUGGUCCACCGCUAAGCUUAUUUCUGAUCCCGAUACCUCUGCUGGGAGGCUUGCUUUCUAGUUCCCUCCUAAGACAGGUGUCUUACGGACAUAUUACACGUGUUUAUUAGAGACUGGCAAUUCCAUAGCUCAUCUCAGGGAUGAAUUGCUUCCAUUUUUCAGGAAGGCCUAAACCAGCCUUCCCAGCUGACUCCCCACCACCACCAGUGGCUAUGCUGGCUAGAUGUGAUGGGAGAUGUAGUCUGAUGCCUCAGGUAGGGGUCCCUGUUCUAGAAUUUCCACCCUGUGCUCCCAUUGUUCACCUUACUUUCCCAGGUGGCCGUCCUGUUAGUUGCAAAGGGUUCCUUCUGCUUGCCUGUGAUCUCCUUACCUUCCUUCUACCCCCUUUUGGAUCUGACCCAGCAGCUUUUCCAGUUCCCUGGCUGGCUUUGGCUUCAGCAGUAUCUAUUCAUUUGUUUUUGCUCUGAUUUCAGUGUGUUUUUUAUGCGAUGUGCUCCUCCAGUCCCUUGCAGCCUUUCCUCGGACCGAGCACAGGGUCUCGGCCAGCUCUGAGGGGUGUGCCCUGUGUGGGGACCUUAAGAGUCAGCCUUGGGCAGAAGGUCAUGUCAGUGACCGUUGAGUCCUGUAUACUGUUCUCACACAGGGAUGGCUGGAGAGCAGUGGGGCAUGCCGCAGGCUGGGCGUCUGGCGCCCCACUCCAGUCGAGGCCGCAGCACUCCAGCAGUGACGUUGUGGCUCAGACGGACUUCCUGCAGCUGGUCUGCUGACCUCGCCUAGCCAGCAUCCCGGCAGCCCGCCUGCCCUUCGGACAGCCAUGUCAGCCUUGUCUCCAGCGUGGCUCUUCGCCCUGUGCCUGAUGCUGCUGGCUUCCCUCGGAUCAGCCUACCAACCCCCCAACAUCAUCCUGAUUUUUGCUGAUGACCUGGGCUUUGGGGACCUGGGCAGCUAUGGGCAUCCCACGUCUGCCACCCCCAACCUGGACAAGAUGGCUGCCGAGGGCCUGCGCUUCACUGACUUCUACAGCAGCUCCCCCAUCUGCAGCCCCUCUAGGGCAGCCCUGUUGACGGGACGCUACCAGACCCGUUCUGGCGUCUAUCCUGGUGUCUUUUAUCCUGGCUCGAAGGGAGGCCUCCCCUUGGCAGAGGUGACAGUGGCAGAAUUGCUGAAGACACGGGGCUACGCCACUGCCAUGGUCGGCAAGUGGCACCUGGGCCUGGGCCCCAAGGGGAUUUUCUUGCCCACAAACCAAGGCUUUGACCACUUCUUGGGUGUGCCCUACUCACAUGACCAGGGCCCCUGCCAGAAUCUGACCUGCUUCCCACCCAGCACUCGGUGCUUUGGGACCUGCGACCUGGGUGUGGUUCCCGUCCCCCUGUUCCUGAACCAGAGCAUUGUGGAGCAGCCGAUAAACUUCCCCCGCCUGGAGGCCCGCUACGACGCAUUUGCGCGGGAUUUCAUCAGGGCUUGUGCUCAGCGCAAGCAGCCGUUCCUGCUGUAUUAUGCCUCCCACCAUACCCACUAUCCCCAGUUUGGGAGCCAGAACUACACUGGCCGGUCCUCUAGAGGGCCUUACGGUGACGCUCUCCUGGAGUUUGAUGGAACGGUUGGCCUCCUCUUGCAGGCUUUGCAGGAUGCCGGGGUCCACGAAAAUUCGCUGGUGUUUUUCACCUCUGACAACGGCCCUGAGACGAUGCGUGGUUCCCGCGGAGGCAGCUCCGGCUUACUCAAGUGUGGGAAGGGGACGACCUAUGAAGGGGGCAUGAGGGAACCUGCUGUGGCUUAUUGGCCUGGUCGUAUUGCGCCAGGUGUGACGCAUGAACUGGCCAGUACGCUGGACAUCCUGCCCACUGUAGCUGCUCUGGCUGAGGUGCCUCUCCCCAACAUCACCCUGGAUGGAUAUGACCUCAGCCCCGUCCUCUUUGGGAAGGGAAAGAGCCCCCGCCAGACCAUGUUCUUUUACCCUCCUGCUCCCAAUGAAUUAUUUGGAGUUUUUGCUGUCCGCUACGACAAGUACAAGGCUCACUUCUUCACCAAAGGAGACAUAAAGAGCGGCUGGACCCCUGACCCCACCUGCAGUGAGAUCAUUCUUCUUACCCAUGAGCCUCCCUUGCUGUAUGACCUUGAGUCAGACCCUGCUGAGAACUACAACCUUCUGCAUGGUGCCCAGGCAUCUGGAAUUCUGAAGGUCCUAAAAGAGGCCCGCCUGCUGAAGGCGUCCUUUGACAAAGCCAUGACAUUCGGGGAAAGCCAAACGGCCAUGGGCAGUGACCCCCUGCUUCAACCUUGCUGUGCUCCCCAGUGCAGUCCCAAGCCAUCCUGCUGCCGCUGUGCCUCUUAGCCUCCCUCUUCCCCUGCACAAGCCCGUCUGUAAUCCAUGCCUUUCUCUUCUGCAGGUGGACAGAAGAGCUGAUUCCAUUUAACUCCCAAAGAGUUUUUGCAGUUUUUUUUAAUCAGGAAAAAUCACAUCUUGCCUUCUGAGUUGGGCAUGUUCCCUGAUCCUGCGCAACCUGUUUUGCUGGGUGAAGUGUUCAGGUUCCAAGCUUUAGCACAGAUAAGAUAAGGUUUCUACUGCAGCUGCAUUUCUACCCUUGGUAGAAAUCAAGAAAUCAACCUCAGGACAGAUUGAAGGCCACCUGCCAUCCUUCCCUGUCAAAGGCUGUUGCGGUCGGAGGUUGAAGGGAGAUGGAACCUAACGCAUCCGAAGGGGAAGCUGGUAGGGCCCCCGCGUGUCCUUUGACCAUGUUGGAUGAGAUCAUGUUUGCCAUGCCAGAGGGCAGUGCUAACGCCCUGCCUUGGCUACAGGUCAUUAGGUACCAGCGCAUCUCUCCCCACGAGAGGGCAUUAUCUCCCCGUCCUCCCAUGGUUUCCUGGUUUUCCGGCUGAGACAUCUUCUUUUCAGUUAGACAAGAGAUAGAUAGGACUUCUCUUUGGAACGUGAGGAUGAGGCCAGUGAAUGUCCAGGGCCUGGGGGAAGAUCACACAUGGAGGGAAGAGAACCUGACAGAGACCUAGAAUCAUGGAACGGUGAACCUGGAAGCCCCCACGCCCCAUUAUCUAAUCCAACCCUCUGCAAUCUGCAGCAAACCCAACUGCACUGUCCUGGAGAGGCAGCCGUGCAGCCUGGGAGCCACCUUCGAGCUGGACGGAAAAGAAGGCGAGACAGACAGGCAUGUUAGGACCGGAAGAAGGUUUAAUUUGGCCAUAUCUGCCUUCCGUAUAUGGAAGCCCUUGGGGGGACGUUCCUCGUCCUGGCUUUAAUGUUGCAAAUUAACUUUUUUCCUCUUUUCUUAAUUCAGUACUGUGUCUUGGGAAGGCUUUUCCAUAACUUCAGUCCUGUCAGUGAGGAAUAUUUCUAACAAAAGCACUUUAAAAAACUCUAAUCAAAACCCCAGGUCCUCUUCUGUGAAGUUGGUUUCUCUCUGCUGCUUUCUCCAGAGAUGAGAACAUGGUAAUUGUUUAACUUGAAGUGUUGUGAGUUUAAUGUUCAUGCUGCAGACACUGAGUAAAAGGAGGAAAAUUAAUUACCUGGAGGGGAGAAGGGUCUUGGGUGAUUUUCUGCAUUUGGAAAAUAAAUUCUGAUUUAUUAAAUGUGCAA